Paramuricea clavata is the source of this 3297-nucleotide messenger RNA. The record is from the annotation of a GenBank genome assembly. NCBI's taxonomy places the organism in Eukaryota, Metazoa, Cnidaria, Anthozoa, Malacalcyonacea, Plexauridae.
AUGUUGUAUAGUCUUGAUGUGCUUGGUGUAGAAGACCGGGGAGAAGACGAUCAAUUGGAUGUUUACACCGAAUUCAACGAGACCAUUGUUCGAGACAAGGAAGGACGGUACCAAGUCAACGUUCCGUGGAUACCUGGUGCUCAACUUACGGAGACGAAUGAGAUACAGAGCAAGAAACGCCUGCGUUCGGUCACAAAGAAACUCAAUCAAGACCUCGGUUUGAAAACAGAAUACCGGAACAUCGUAGCCCAACAGCUUGAGAAAGGAAUCAUCGAGAAGGUCCCAGGGGAACCGACCGGAAGUCGUGUGUUUUAUAUGCCACAUAAACCAGUGGUAAAAUCUUCUGCCACAACCACAAAGGUCCGAAUGGUGUUUGAUGCCAGCGCGAAGCCAAACCCACUCGCUCGAAGUGUUAAUGAGUGCAUGUAUAAGAGCCCUCCACUACAGCCGUUGCUGUGGGACAUAUUGAUAAGAGCUCGAAUGGCUCCGAAUUUGUUAAUUGGUGACAUUCAACAGGCAUUCCUUCAAGUCGGAUUGAAACCAGAGGACAGAGAUGCCUUUCGAUUUGUAUUUGAAUUGAUAGACGGAACGGAAGAGCAAUUCAUAUUUACCAGAAUACCCUUUGGCGCAGAAGCGAGCCCCUUUCUUCUCGGAGCCACCUUGCAACACCUUUAUGAUAACCAACCACAGGAGAACCAUACUGAUACUCUGUUGACACUUACGGAGAACACAUAUGUAGAUAACUUAAUGAAGACUGGGGACAGUGUCGAAGAGUUGAAGGAAUUUAAGCACGAAGCUACAACCAUCAUGGAGGAGGGGAAGUUUCCUGUUCAUAAGUGGGAGUCAAAUGUUCAUUCGCUAGAGAGUGCGGACAUGCCCGAUCCUGGAAAGAUACUGGGUUUGACAUGGCAUAAACAAGAUGACGUAUUAGAGAUCCAAGUUCCUGAACGAGAUAACGGACAGCGAAUUACAAAGAAAUCUAUUUUGAGUCAUUUGGCUGGUAUUUACGAUCCGCUCGGAAUUAUAUCCCCAACAGUUGUGGAAGGUAAACACAUUUAUCGCGAAGCAUGUGAUGAAAAUCAAAACUGGGAUUCAGAAGUGUCUGCGGUGCUAGCCAAGGAUUGGUUAAAAUGGACUAGACAACUUCGCAACGUACGAAUACCGAGGAGCGUGAUUCGAGAAUGCAGGAAAGUGAAGGCUGUUCACUUACAUCUCUUUGCUGACGCGAGCAAUUUGGCUUGCUCUGCAAUGACCAUUGCUGUUGUCGAACACGAUACGGGAACAGUGAAAGGGUUUCUAACAUCAAAAUCUCGAAUCUGUAAGCGUAACACAUCCAUCGCACGCUUGGAGCUGAUAAGUGGUCAGAUGGCAGCAAACUUAGCCAGGAAUCUUGUCAACGCUCUGAAGAGACUGCCCGUCAGAUCAGUGACCAUCUGGAUGGACAGCCUGGUCGCUCUCUACUGGAUUUCAAGCCCUGGAAAAUCAUGGAAGGUGUUUGUCGCAAACAGGGUGAAAAAGAUCGCGGAAAUAACGGAGGAAAUCGGGAUUCAAUGGAAGUAUGUGCCAUCAGAGAAGAAUGUUGCAGACGCGGGAAGCCGAGGAGCUACGCUCAACCAAAUGGAGAACAAAGAUUGGUUCGACGGUCCGGAGUGGCUGCUGAACGAACAUGAUUGGCCUUCCCAGCCGACGUUGCAUCGCUCGUCCUCGGUGACAGAUGAAGCGAAACCAAUCAAGGAAAUAGUUGCAUUCGUCAAUGAAAACCAACAAGACGAGUGGGAUCUCUUGCUAAGGCGUAAACCUUAUUGGAACACUCUAAGAAUUACCGCUUGGGCAUUACGAUUUGUCCAUAACAGUCGAGCAAAAAAGAUGGGGACAGAAAUAAUAAAGGGCCCGUUAACUACGAACGAGAUAACACACUCCAGAGACGUCUGGAUAAGGAAAGUACAAGGACACAUUCCAGAAGACACUGAGAGUAGCGGUUGGAGGCUGGAGAAAGACGAGGAAACGAAGAUCCUGAAAUGUGUUGGAAGGAUUCAAGGUUAUUCACCAAUUUACUUAGAAAACGGAUUGUUUGUUGAAAAACUGAUUCGCCAUAUUCACGAACAGACAUUGCAUUUGGGAAUUGCUAGUACCAUGGGUGUUAUUCGAGAGGAAUGGUGGGUUCCUCGGUUGAGAUCAUUAGUAAAGAAAACAAUAAAUUGUUGCCAUACCUGUAAAGUUUUCUCAACAAAGCCAUACGGUAAGACAGACACAUCACCUCUACCACAGUUUCGCACGGAAGCGAGCAAGCCCUUUCAAACCACGGGUGUCGAUUUCGCCGGGCCGCUGGUUUACAAAGUCAACAAGAAUAAAGAAGGCAAAGCAUCUAUUCUUAUUUUCACCUGUUCAGUCACGCGAGCUGUUCAUUUGGAAGUCACGAAGUCACAGACAGCGGAAGAAUUCCAAGACAAGUUAAACGCCUUCAUAUGUCGGAAGACGAGACCACAACGCAUCAUAUCAGACAACGCAGCAGUCUUUAAAGCUACAGCCCAGUGGAUAAAAAAGAUCCGGAAAAGCGAAGCACUACAAGAUUUCUUAGCGAAACAAAGAAUAACAUGGCAGUUCAAUUUAGCAAAAUCCCCUUGGUGGGGAGGGAUGUACGAAAGGCUAAUAAAGGAAGUGAAAAAGACGUUGUAUAAGACACUAGGCAAGACCCAUCUUACGUUAGAUCAACUUAUCGCAGUGGUAAUGGACAUUGAACGCCAUUUAAACAACCGCCCACUAACCUACAUCGAAAGUGACGGAGGGGAGCCUCAAGUCCUGACACCCAACACCAUUUUAUGGGGCGACGAUUCACAUAUUUUGGAAGACCGAGAACAAGACGAAAGUGAAGUUACGAAGAUGCAGAGACGUCUCAACGCCGCCAGACAACACGCGUGGAACCGUUGGCACAAAGAAUACAUACACAGCCUUAUGGAAUCUCAUCGCAUAGUCAAAGGUGACGGACAACUGCCGAAAGUCGGGGAGAUCGUAUUAGUACUCGGGGAAGAAAAGAACCGUGGGCUUUGGAAGAAAGGCAAAGUAUUGCGACUUAUAUUGGGAAAGGACGGAGUUGUGCGAGGAGUUGUACUUCGGCAUAAGGGCCACGAGAUUGAGCGACCUAUUCAAUUAGUUUGCCCUCUAGAGAUACGUAGCAGCGAAGUAGAAGAGCCGAAAGCGCCAACGCCAAAAGUCGAGGAGAAACAGGAGAGACCACCAAGGCGUGCAGCAGAGAAAGCAAAGGAAAGAAUUCGGCACUGGCUUGCUGAUGAGGACUGA